AUGCGGUCGAGUCAUAGGCACAUCCAGGAACCUGGGGAAGCAUUCUCAAGCGAUGAGGUCUUAGCCACCGCAUCUGGCGGCGGAAACAGCGGAGCACUUCUUGCUAGAACAGUAUCAGGAACGAUCCUCACAGCAGGAGUGGCCGCGUCGCCUGCUGACGUGUCAAUAUCGAACGGGGUCACGGGAGUCGUGGACACCCUACUGGCAGCUGAAGGGUCCCGUUUUCUACGGCUGACUUCCGCUUUUACCGCGUCGUCUAGUGGCGACAUCGCGUCUGGUAGUAGCAGUAGCAGUAGCGCGUUUGGCGGCCCAGGCGUGGCGCAAGCGCUGUGCGAACUCAAACCCGCGGCGCCAACCAGCAACGACUCGCAGCAAGCGCAGGAGGAGCGCUCCCCGCGCCAGCUGUCCCUCUCGUUCUUUGCGCGCGCCAGCCUGUGCGCGGAGGCGGAAGGGGGAAUGGAGCGGCUGUUGAAGGUGCUGCUGCUGGCAGUUCCGCUGAACUCUUCCGCUGCCGCCGCAGCAGGCGGAGCGGAGGAGCAGUUCUGGAGCUUUCGGUUGAAGAGAGCAGCAGGGGCAAGGGCAGCAGCAACGCCCGCAGUGUCAACAGCUGGUGGGACCUCAGCAGGCGAUGCCGUACCUGCAUCCCAAACUGCUACAGUGGCAGCAGAGGGUGUGGGAGAGACAGCAAGAGCAUCAGCACUCGCUGUUUCUGCGGGUACGGGAGGGGCAGGAGGAGCAGGAGGGGUGAAUGUGGUGAACUCAAGGAGAGAGGGAGUGGCGUCGGAGGGAGGGAGCAUUGCCGUUGACCUCGCGUCUGUCAUGCCUGCUCGUUCCGACCCCUCCCCUCUCAAGUCCUUCUCCCACUGGCCGCUCUCCAGCGCCCACCCGCUCCUCACAGCCGGCUCAACCCGUCGCAACCGCUCCUCCCUCUCCCUCACCACGCUCUCCGACCUCAACGCUGCCGCCCUCGCGCUGCACCCCACCCCCUUCGCCCUGCUCGCCCCCGCCACGCCCUCCUCCCCCUGCCGCCCCUUCUCCUUCUCCACCUCCUUUACCUUCCGCAUCUCCUCCCCCAAUGCCGCCGGGCUGGGCGGCGAGGGCUUGGCGUUUGUGAUGCUGCCGACGCCUACGCUCGGCCUGCCGGGGCCCUCCCUGGGCUACGGCCGCCUGCUGCUGCCCCCGGGGAGCACAACUGGCACUGAUGACUCACAGGUAUGUGUCAUCUCAGGUCUUGGCAGCAAUGGGAUGGCGUUUGUUGUGCCACAGCAGCACAGGAGCCUGGCGGUUGAAUUCGACACAUCGGCCUCCCCCGAGUUUUGGGACCGCCCCGACCACCACGUGGGGGUGAACCUGCACGGCAGCAUGCUCUCUCUCGCCUCUGCCCCGGUGCACCCCCUCGGCAUUCCGUCCCUCAACGCCGGUCAGACCCUCCUCGCCACCAUCCACUACAACGCCUCCUCCUCCCUCCUCACCGUCUGGCUCUCCCCCGCCCCCUCCUCCUCCCGUUCCCCCUCCCCCUCUCGCGCCUUCCCUCGUUUUCCGGGUUUCCCUGGCUUCCCUCGGUCGUCUCGCCCCUCCUCCUCCUCCCCCUCCGCCUCCACCUCCCCACCUCUCCCGCGCUCGGCCGUGCUGAGCACAUUCCUGGACACCUGCGAGUGGCUGGGGGGGAACGACCCGGAGGCGGCAGCGCCCCCCCCGCCGCUGUUUGUGGGAUUCACAGCGGCCACGGGCAAGGGGGCGGAGCAGGCUCAGGCACAUGAGGUGCUGGGGUGGACGUUCCAAGUGGGGGAGGCAGCGGAGGAUCCGCUUCCGUUUUGGGCGGCAGACUCAUUCUCCUUCCCCUACAUCACGCCAGCCACUCCCCUGCUGACACUCACUGACUUCUGCAACCACUCUCCCGUGCUCCCCUGCAGCAUGAGCACAUGCGCUAAGGCGCUAUCUUUUGACAAGUCUCAAAAGCCCCCUCACACUCGCCUUCAUCCCUCCUUUUCGCACACGCAUCCUCACCCCCUCUCUGUCCCCGCACACCCGCCCUCACCCCUCUUGGCAGACACUGACUUCUGCAACCACUCUCCUGUGCUCCCCUGCGGCAUGGGCGCAUGCUCUAAGGCGCGCUCCCCGUGGGACCCCUCUGUCCUGCUGCCCUCCUGCAAGUGCGCCUUGAAUCUCCCCUCCUUUGAGCCCACUCACCUCACUGGCCUGCCCUCCUGCUUCCCUGAGGCCUACACGUGUCGCCAGCUCUCCAGCAACCCCUGCGCCCCAGGAGUGUGUAUCGAUGGCUUAGAUGGCAGCUACUCCUGCCUCUGCCCUUCGCCCUACUUCUUCUUCACAUUUUCUCCCAAGGGCUCUGCCAGUUGCUCCCUGGUCCAAGCGGAUGGCAUGCGAAUGCCAACCUUCCUGUCCCAGUUUGGUCUCACAUGCCCCCUCAUUCUCAAUACUUUUGGAUUGACACAGACCCAGUUUUUCAGCGAAAACAAGGGCUUCCAGUGUCGAGCUCCCAUUCCUGCUGGCACCCUGGUCAACGUCACCAGCCGUGCUUUCUCCAAAUGUACAGCAAUGUACACUGUUAAUCAUGGCGACACCUGUGACUCCAUCAACGCGCUCUUCGACACGCAGAUAGAGCCGCUCAACCCCGCGCUCAGCUGCUCCGAUGGGCCACGGCACGGGCAGCUUCUAUGUGUGGCGUUUGACCAACAGUGGUACGACGCCGGAAAGAUAAGCACAAAGUGCACGCACUUCGCUCACAUCUCGCCAGCACCACUCUCCAGCAGCCUGCAGCAGACAGCCCCAUUCACCGUAGAGGACGCACUCAUAAGCGAGCUUGAGAGCCCACAGACCUGCCAGGGGCUGUGGCAGGCCUUCAGCCUCGCCUCUCCCACGCGCUUCUUCCAGCUCAACCCCGGCCUUCCGUGCGACUCGCUGCUGCCUGACAGCCCGCUUCAGGGCAACACUGUGACUCGGGUGGGUGGGAAAGCUGUUACCAAGUGUAUGGGACCAGGUGUAUGGGACCAGGUGUAUGGGACCAGGUGUAUGGGACCAGGUGUAUGGGACCAGGUGUAUGGGACCAGGUGUAUGGGACCAGGUGUAUGGGACCAGGUGUAUGGGACCAGGUGUAUGGGACCAGGUGUAUGGGACCAGGUGCAUGGGGCCAGGUGUGUAUGGGACCAGAUGUAUGGGACCAGGUGCAUGGGACCAGGUGCAUGGGACCAGGUGUAUGGGACCAGGUGUAUGGGACCAGAUGUAUGGGACCAGGUGCAUGGGACCAGGUGUAUGGGACCAGGUGCAUGGGACCAGGUGUAUGGGACCAGGUGUAUGGGACCAGAUGUAUGGGACCAGGUGCAUGGGACCAGGUGUAUGGGACCAGGUGUGUCCGAGGCUUCCUGA
Closterium sp. NIES-65 is the source of this 3384-nucleotide messenger RNA. Lineage: Eukaryota; Viridiplantae; Streptophyta; Zygnematophyceae; Desmidiales; Closteriaceae. The record is from the annotation of a GenBank genome assembly.